Molecule: messenger RNA, 1809 nt
Organism: Penicillium taxi
Lineage: Eukaryota; Fungi; Ascomycota; Eurotiomycetes; Eurotiales; Aspergillaceae
Product: S53 family peptidase
Exons: 3
Coding region: 1-1809 (602 amino acids)
Biological process (GO): proteolysis
Molecular function (GO): tripeptidyl-peptidase activity; serine-type endopeptidase activity
Source: RefSeq, a predicted model, not a curated record
AUGCUCGCGUCUCUACUCAACCGCGGCGCGCUGUCGCUGGCGGCUCUGACGCUUUUGUCAUCUCUUGCUUCGGCAGAAGUAUUUGAGCGGCUUCGUGCUGUGCCACAGGAAUGGCAUUACUCUCACACUCCGCGUGCAAACCAGCCCAUUCGAUUGCAGGUUGCGUUGCAGCAAGGGGAUGUCGCUGGAUUUGAACAAGCCCUGAUGGAAAUGUCGACUCCUGGUCAUGAAAACUACGGCAAACACUUCCGAACCCACGACGAGAUGAAACGUAUGCUGCAGCCAAGUACGGAAUCGGUGGAUGCAGUCCUAGACUGGCUGCAUUAUUAUGGCAUUACAGACAUCAAGCAGAAUGCAGACUGGGUGACUUUUAGAACUACAGUGGAGAAUGCUAAUGAUAUGUUGUCGGCCAACUUCCAAUACUAUAUCAACAACGUAAAGCACGUCGAGCGUCUCCGCACCCUGGAAUACUCCAUUCCAGACUCAUUGGUACCGCACAUUAAUCUGGUUACUCCGACUACUCGCUUCGGUCAGCUUAAGCCCAAUCGUGCAACGCUUCACAGCAAGACAAAGGCUGUUGACGAAGUCUUCCGUAAGGCCGUCAACAGUGCUAGUGCCGAUUGCAACAAGGCAAUUACACCUCAGUGUCUCAAGGAACUUUACUCCAUCGGUGACUACAACGCUAGCUCCAGCAUUGGCAACAAGGUUGCUUUCUCCAGCUACUUAGAGCAGUAUGCUCGAUAUGCAGAUCUCGCUCUAUUCGAACAGGAUAUUGCUCCUUAUGCAACGGGCCAAAACUUCACAGUCAUUGAAUACCAUGGCGGUCUGAACACUCAAAACUCCAAAUCUGACAGUAGCGAGGCCAAUCUAGACCUUCAGUACAUCGUGGGCGUGAGCCACCCAGUUCCAGUCACUGAGUUCAGCACCGGUGGCCGCGGCGAGCUAGUCCCUGAUUUGGACCAGCCUGACGCCAACAAUAACAACAAUGAACCUUACCUGGACUUCCUGCAGAACAUUGUCACAAUGGAGGAUGAUGACCUACCCCAGGUGCUCUCUACCUCUUAUGGUGAGGACGAACAGAGUGUUCCGGAAAAGUACGCUCGCAGUGUUUGCAAUCUAUAUGCCCAGCUUGGCAGCCGCGGUGUUUCUGUCAUCUUCUCUUCGGGCGACUCAGGUGUCGGCGCAGCCUGCAUGACGAACGACGGAAAAAACACAACCCAUUUUCCGCCACAGUUCCCCGCUGCCUGUCCCUGGGUGACCUCAGUCGGAGCAACCACCAAGACUUCCCCAGAGCAAGCAGUCUACUUCUCGUCCGGCGGCUUCUCAGAUUUGUGGGCCCGUCCAAGUUAUCAAGAUUCAGCAGUUAGCGAUUACCUCGAAAAACUAGGCGAUAAGUGGUCUGGCUACUUCAAUGCAAGCGGCCGCGCCUUCCCAGAUGUUGCCGCACAGGGCGAAAACUAUGCCAUCUACGAGAAGGGCGUGCUUUCAUCAGUAGACGGUACAUCGUGCGCCUCUCCCGCUUUCGCAGGUGUUAUCGCUCUAUUGAACGAUGCUCGUCUCAAGGCUAACAAGGCGCCAUUGGGUUUCCUGAACCCUUGGCUCUACUCAUCUGGUCGCUCUGCUCUUAAUGAUAUCACUGUAGGUGGCAGCACUGGUUGCGACGGAAAUAGCCGAUUCAGCGGUCCUACAAACGGUGGCCCUGUUGUGCCGUACGCUAGCUGGAACGCUACUGAGGGCUGGGACCCUGUUACUGGUCUUGGUACUCCGGAUUUUGCGAAGCUGUUAGUUUCCGCAAAUGCGAAGGAAUGA